AUGUGGUUUAGAUCGAAGCCUAUUUGGAAGUUAUCAGAGGUUACUGCUAGAUCUUUACGUGGUAUCAAUACUAAGAGAUCUUUUACCUGGAAUUCUAAGGGCAGCAAUGCAUUCGUACGCUCCUCUAUUUUGAAGAAGCGUAGUAUGGCUACUGCGUUAUUGGUUACCGCUGUAGCCGCUGCAUCGAGUGUUAAAUUGUCCUCUCGACCUUUAGAUAACGGACCGAAAGUAGAUAUGUCAAAACCUGCCAUUAGUCCAGAUGAAGUCGCUAAACACAAUUCGCCCGAUGAUUGUUGGGUUGUUAUUGAUGGAUAUGUCUACGAUUUGACGGAAUUUGCUCCUGUACAUCCUGGUGGACCUACAGUAAUUAAAUCAAACGCAGGUAAAGAUGUCAGUGCAAUUUUUGAUCCAUUGCAUGCUCCAGAUGUUAUUGAGAAAUUUAUUGAUCCAAGUAAAAGGUUAGGUCCCUUGGAGGGCGAUAUGCCAAAGGAAUUGGUUUGUGCGCCUUUUACACCCGGUGAAACCCCUGAUGAUGUUCAAAGAAAAUUGAAAUUAAGAGCUAGGUUACCUCCGCUGGAUGCAAUUACCAAUCUGUACGAUUUUGAAUUCUUAGCAUCUCAAGUUUUAACCAAGCAGGCAUGGGCUUACUAUUCAAGUGGUGCUGAUGAUGAAAUUACCAUGAGAGAAAACCACUUUGCAUACCAUAGAAUUUUCUUUAAGCCUAAAGUUUUGGUGAACGUUGCUGAGGUGGAUACAAAGACUGAAAUGCUGGGUGCACCUGUUGAUGUGCCAUUCUAUGUUACUGCUACAGCAUUGUGUAAACUGGGUAAUCCAGCUGAGGGUGAAAAAGAUAUUGCAAGAGGUUGUGGAUCUGGUGAGAAAAAGGUGCCUCAAAUGGUUUCCACAUUAGCAUCCUGUUCCUUAGAAGAAGUGGUUAAUGCAGGCAAAGAAGAUCAAAUAAGAUGGUUUCAGUUGUACAUGAAUGAGGAUCGUAGUGUAGUGGAUCAAAUGAUCUCCAGUGCAGAAAAAUUGGGUUACAAAGGUAUAUUCGUAACUGUCGAUGCACCUGGGCUUGGUAAUAGAGAAAAGGAUACAAAGGUUAAAUUUUCUAGUCAGGCCGGUCCGUUGAGUGUGAAAAAGAAGGAAAAGGAGGAUAAAGGUAAAGAUAAUGGAGAAUCUAGUGGAGCCUCUAAAUAUUUAUCUAAAUUUAUUGAUCCUUCAUUCGACUGGGAUGACUUGGUUGAAGUGAAGAAAAAGACAAAAUUACCAAUUGUGAUUAAAGGUGUUCAAAGAGUUGAAGAUGUUGUUAAGGCUGCUGAAGUUGGCGCUAGUGGUGUUGUGCUUUCAAAUCAUGGUGGUAGGCAAUUAGAUUUCUCUAGGUCACCAAUUGAAGUUUUGGCUGAAGCUCAACCAAUUCUCAAAGAACGCAAUUUUGAAAACUUUGAUGUUUUCGUUGAUGGUGGUAUUCGCAGAGGUACUGAUGUGGUUAAGGCUCUUUGUCUUGGUGCUAAAGGUGUUGGUUUAGGUAGGCCUUUCCUAUAUGCCAACUCGGUUUAUGGGAAGGAAGGUGUUCAAAAAGCAAUUGAUAUUCUCAAUUUUGAAGUGGAGAUGACGAUGAGAUUGCUUGGUGUUACUUCUAUCAAGCAAUUGGGGCCGGAGUUGAUAGAUACUUCAUGUAUUAAAUCCAGAUCUGUUCAAGUACCAAGGGACUACCUCUACGACAAGACUUACAUGAGUUCUGAUUUGGUUAGUUUCAUGCCACCACAAGAAGACGAGGCUGAUGGCGAGAACGAGUGA
Messenger RNA from Zygosaccharomyces rouxii, 1797 nucleotides. RefSeq names its product L-lactate dehydrogenase (cytochrome) (gene CYB2). Bases 1 to 1797 code for a protein of 598 amino acids. The record is from RefSeq and is a predicted model, not a curated record. NCBI's taxonomy places the organism in Eukaryota, Fungi, Ascomycota, Saccharomycetes, Saccharomycetales, Saccharomycetaceae. Gene Ontology annotation, biological process: lactate metabolic process. Gene Ontology annotation, molecular function: L-lactate dehydrogenase (cytochrome) activity. The transcript has a single exon.